Symbiodinium sp. CCMP2456 is the source of this 366-nucleotide messenger RNA. The record is from the annotation of a GenBank genome assembly. Lineage: Eukaryota; Dinophyceae; Suessiales; Symbiodiniaceae.
GUUGAAUCACAAGACGAUGGUGAAGCCUCCGUCGACAUCCACCGCAAGAGGCCGGUCCCGCCCCUGAGCUUCGACAAGGAGACCCUGAUUUUCCAGUCCGAUGUGGACAUGCAGGAGGUCGUCGCGGCAUCUCGCUGGAAGUGCAUGCUGGGCGGAGGGCUCGGCAUCACGGGCUUCUAUGCGCUGAUAGCCUCGCUGAGCCUCCACGGCAGCCUCCCCCUGGAGCUGGCGAUGGUCUUCUGUGCCGGGCUCUGUGCGAAUGCCUAUGCGCAUUUCAUCACGGCCCAGAAGCUCAUACGCAAGCUGGCAGCCAGACACGUGGAUCAGCUCUCGGUGAUGCCGCUGGAAGCGAAAGAGAAUUUGCAG